AUGCCUUCAUCAAUCAUUACUCAAUCAAUCAUCACUCAUACAUUCGCACUUCACCUUGGCCUUCCAUCAAUUCCGAACGAACCUUUGCAGCUCGCCGACAAAUUCCACACGUGGACGACCACCUUCGCACGACCGACUCAUCUUCGCACGGCCACCUGCGCACGACCACCACCGCACGACCACCAUCGCACCACCUGUUCGGACGACAAAGCCCACGCUUCCUUACCAAUGCUGCUCUUCGAGAAGCAAGACACCUCCUCGCGAACUCUCGCUCAUGGACACUUGUUCCGGGAGGUUGUCAAGCCGCUCAUUAUCGCUCUCUUCCUCGAUCCCGUCCAGACUUUUCGCACGUACGCCUACUACGCCGCUCCGUGUCGACCACCUGAUCCGGCCUUCACCAACGACGAAACGAAGAGCAGGGUUGCACCACUACAUGAUUGUACUUGA
Molecule: messenger RNA, 447 nt
Organism: Zymoseptoria tritici IPO323
Lineage: Eukaryota; Fungi; Ascomycota; Dothideomycetes; Mycosphaerellales; Mycosphaerellaceae
Exons: 2
Coding region: 1-447 (148 amino acids)
Source: RefSeq, a predicted model, not a curated record